GCCGCCGCCGCCGCCGCUUUACGUAAGGCGCAGGCCCGGCCGCCCGGCGCUCGGCAGCCGCACCGAGCCCCUCGGAGCGCCAGGCGCCCCCGCCGGCCGCCGCGCCGCCCGGCAGCCUCGGCAGGUUUUGCCGGAGACUUACAUUUGGCCUCAAUGUGAAAUUGAAGUAGAAAAUCACAUCUACAUAUAUGUUGCGAUCAGGAUGUUGAUUCAUUCAUCAUGUCUAAAGAGGGAAAUUUUGCUCUCAGUGGCUGACUGCAGCAAAAAUAAAUGCUUAUCCUAGAUAUCAAGCAUCUCCUUUUUACUGGAGUGAAAAAUCCCCUCCAGAUACCAUCAGAACAUAACUGCAGAAAAUGCUUCGCAUUUUAAGGAUGUCAGCCACCUAAAUUCAUGCGUCCCAUGUGUACAGUUGUUGUGGAUGGUCUGCCAUCAGAAAGCUCCUCAAGCUCUCAUCCAGGCCCUGGAUCUGUUUCUGAAAUGUCUCUGCUUCAUGCUUUGGGUCCAGUGCAGACCUGGCUGGGACAAGAGCUGGAGAAAUGUGGCAUCGAUGCCAUGAUUUAUACUCGCUAUGUCCUCAGUCUUCUGCUACAUGACAGCUAUGACUACGACCUGCAGGAACAGGAGAAUGACAUCUUCCUGGGCUGGGAAAAAGGAGCUUAUAAGAAAUGGGGAAAGAGUAAGAAAAAGUGUUCAGAUCUAACUCUAGAAGAAAGGAAAAAACAGGCUGCUGUCCAGUGUCUUCGCUCUGCUUCUGAUGAAAGCUCUGGUAUCGAGACUUUAGUGGAGGAGCUCUGCUCCAGGCUGAAAGACCUGCAGAGUAAGCAAGAAGAGAAGAUUCACAAAAAGUUAGAGGAGUCUCCCUCUCCAGAGGCAGAAUUAUCCCCUACAGCAAAGGAUCAAGUGGAAAUGUACUAUGAAGCAUUUCCACCGCUCUCUGAGAAACCAGUUUGCCUGCAAGAAAUCCUGACUGUGUGGAACAAGCCUAAAGUCUGCUCUUCCUCCAGCUCUUCCUCGUCAUCGACGGCCCCCCCAGCGAGCACAGACACAUCCUCUCCCAAGGACUGCAACAGUGAAAGUGAAGUCAUCAGGGAAAGAAGCAACCCAGGGUCCACUGCUGUAUAUGAGAAAACCCAGAGCAAAAGUAAAAACGAGAAGGAGAACAAACUCAGUAAUGGCACCGUUGAAGAAAAGCCUGCUUUGUACAAGAAGCAAAUCCGACCUAAACCCCCAGGAGAGCUCCGCCCUCGUUCCUGGUCCUCAGGCUCCAGCUCCAGUGGUGACCAGGGAGAGUUAAAAGCACCUGUAAAGUGUGUUAAAGUAAGACAUAAGGCGCGAGAAAUCCGCAACAGAAAGGGGCGGAACGGGCAAAGCAGGCUUUCGCUGAAGGCUGGUGGAAAGGCUGAAAGAAACAUUCACGCUGGAAGUAGUAGCAGGAGCAGCAGUGGCUCUGUCAAGCAGCUGUGCAAGAGGGGGAAAAGGCCAUUAAAAGAAAUGGGGAGAAAAGACGCUGGUAGCAUCGAAGGAAAAGACCUGUACCAGGAGAGCAGGAAUGACAAAGAAUAUAAAGAGGAGCCUUUGUGGUAUACCGAACCCAUUGCGGAGUAUUUUGUUCCCUUGAGCAGAAAAAGUAAACUAGAGACCACAUACAGACACAGGCAAGAUACAGAUGAUUUGACAGCAGAAGCGGUAGAAGAAUUGUCUGAAUCAGUGCAUGGUCUUUGUAUCAGCAACAAUAAUAUUCAUAAAACAUACCUCGCAGCAGGUACUUUCAUUGAUGGCCAUUUUGUAGAAAUGCCUGCAGUUAUAAAUGAGGAUAUUGACCUCACUGGGACCUCAUUAUGUUCUCUACCAGAGGACAAUAACUAUUUGGAUGAUAUUCAUCUAUCAGAAUUAACACACUUCUAUGAAGUGGAUAUUGACCAAUCCAUGUUGGAUCCUGGUGCCUCGGAAACAAUGCAAGGAGAAAGUCGGAUUUUGAACAUGAUUCGACAGAAAAGCAAAGAGAAAACAGACUUUGAGGCAGAAUGUUGCAUAGUGUUAGAUGGAAUGGAGUUGCAAGGGGAACGUGCAAUAUGGACAGAUUCCACAAGCUCCGUGGGUGCUGAGGGCUUCUUCCUGCAGGACCUCGGCAAUCUGGCUCAGUUUUGGGAGUGCUGUUCUUCCAGUUCUGGUGAUGCCGAUGGAGAGAGUUUCGGAGGAGAUUCUCCAGUUAGACUCUCUCCAGUCUUAGACAGCACAAUACUCAAUUCACACUUGCUUGCUGGCAAUCAGGAGCUCUUUUCAGAUAUUAAUGAAGGAUCUGGUAUAAACUCUUGUUUUUCAGUGUUUGAAGUGCAAUGCAGUAAUUCUGUUUUACCAUUUUCUUUUGAAACACUCAACUUGGGAAACGAAAAUACAGAUUCUAGUGCUAACGUGCUUGGGAAAACACAAUCUAGAUUGCUCAUAUGGACCAAAAAUAGUGCCUUUGAAGAAAAUGAACACUGUUCUAACCUUUCCACAAGAACUUGUAGUCCGUGGUCCCAUUCAGAAGAAACACGUUCAGACAAUGAGACAUUAAAUAUUCAAUUUGAAGAAUCCACGCAGUUUAAUACAGAAGAUAUUAAUUAUGUGGUUCCUAGAGUCUCGUCAAAUUAUGUAGAUGAAGAACUUCUAGACUUUUUGCAAGAUGAAACUUGCCAGCAAAACAGAUCUUCAGCAGAAAUGCCUACAUUAGUUUUCAAACAAAAAUCUAAACUAGAAUCUGUCUGUGGUAUUCAGCUAGAACAAAAAACAGAAAACAAAAACUUUGAAACUACACAAGUGUGUAGUGAAAGCAGUCCACAUGGAGACAGCUACAGCUCAGGGGUUAUUAAAGACAUUUGGACAAAUACGACAGAUAGAAAUUCUGUAGCUAUGGUAGAAAUAGAAAGAAUUGAAAAUGAGUUGUUUUCAACAGAUGUAAAUAACUACUGCUGCUGCUUGGAUACUGAAGCUAAAAUGGAAACUCUCCAGGAGCCCAAUAAAGCCGUGCAGAGAUCGGAAUAUCAUCUGUGGGAGGGACAGAAAGAGAACCUGGAGAAGAGAGCAUUCAUUUCUAGUGAGCUGUCAAAGGUGGAUGGCGGCGAUUAUACCACACCUUCUAAACCUUGGGAUGUAGCUCAAGAUAAAGAAAAUUCAUUUAUUCUUGGAGGAGUUUAUGGAGAACUCAAAACCUUUAAUAGCGACGGGGAAUGGGCAGUUGUACCACCCAGCCACACAAAAGGAAGUCUCUUACAGUGUGCAGCUUCCGAUGUAGUGACAAUAGCUGGUACAGAUGUCUUCAUGACCCCAGGAAACAGCUUUGCUCCUGGUCACAGGCAGUUAUGGAAGCCUUUUGUGUCAUUUGAACAGAAUGAUCAGCCGAAGACUGGGGAAAAUGGAUUAAAUAAGGGAUUUUCUUUUAUCUUCCAUGAAGACUUACUUGGAGCUUGUGGUAACUUUCAAGUUGAAGACCCUGGACUCGAAUAUUCCUUCUCUUCCUUUGACUUAAGCAAUCCAUUUUCACAAGUUCUUCACGUAGAAUGUUCAUUUGAACCAGAAGGGAUUGCAUCCUUCAGCCCUAGUUUUAAACCUAAAUCAAUCCUCUGCUCUGAUUCAGACAGUGAAGUUUUUCACCCCAGGAUAUGUGGUGUUGACAGAACACAGUACAGGGCUAUUCGAAUCUCUCCCCGGACUCACUUCCGCCCGAUCUCUGCAUCUGAACUGUCCCCAGGAGGAGGAAGCGAGUCAGAAUUUGAAUCUGAGAAGGAUGAAGCAAAUAUUCCCAUCCCUUCUCAAGCUGAUGUAUUUGAAGAUCCACAGGCAGAUCUCAAACCUCUAGAAGAAGAUGCAGAGAAAGAAGGCCAUUACUAUGGGAAAUCAGAGCUCGAAUCUGGAAAAUUCCUUCCCAGGUUAAAAAAAUCUGGAAUGGAAAAGAGUGCUCAGACAUCACUGGAUUCCCAGGAGGAAUCAGCUGGGAUUCUGCCAGUAGGAAAGCAAAAUCAGUGUUUGGAAUGUAGCAUGAAUGAAUCUCUGGAAAUAGAUUUAGAAAGCUCAGAAGCAAAUUGCAAAGUAAUGGCACAAUGUGAGGAAGAAAUUAAUAAUUUUUGCAGUUGUAAAGCCAGUUGUCAGUUUCCUGCUUAUGAGGAGAGUCCGGUCUCAGGACGGCUGGAAGAGUUUCCUGUGUUGAGCACUGAUGUACAAGGAAUGAAUAGAAGUCAAGAAAAGCAGACCUGGUGGGAAAAAGCCUUGUAUUCUCCUCUUUUCCCCACAUCUGAGUGUGAAGAAUGUCACACAAAUGCCAAGGGAGAGAAUGAUAGAGAAGAAUAUCCAGAUGUUAAAGAGGUACCCAGUAACGAAGAGCGCCUAGUAGAUUUUAAUAGGGUGUCUUCUGUUUAUGAAGCAAGGUGUACAGGAGAGAGAAAUUCGGGAGCAAAAUCCAAUGGCUUCCACAGAAAGAUGUGCUCCAGCGCCAGCUCCAACUCUGAAGACACGGGCUCGGAGGGCGGGGGGGAGUGGGCAGACCCCAGCCAAGAGGAGCUCUUUUCUCGAACUCACCUCUGAACCUGCAGAGUAGUGCAUUUAAAAUGAUUUGCGAUGGAAAAUUACCCUUUGGUGAGGCCUGUUAAUCUAAAACAACAACUUAGGUUUCUUCUUCAAUUAACUGACUCAGAUCAGUAAUUAUCUUUUCUCUUCUUGCUUAAUUUAGGGUUGAGGACAGCUAUCCUGUUGAAGUUGUUUUUUCUGUUUUUGUUUGUUUUUUGGUUUUUUGUUUUUGUUUUUGUUUUUGUUUUUGUUUUCCCAAGCUGUUAAAUUCUUGGCUAUUUGAAAUAGACUAGAUUGUGUUGUCAAAUCAAGAAUGGGUGUGCAUGUGCUUGUCUUAGAAGUAUCACUGCCUUUUGCAUCUGAGCUGCAGUUGUUUUCCUUUUAACUGCAGUCAUUCUCACUCUUACCUUACUAGCAUUGCAGUGUCAACAACCACUUCUGCUACUCAGAGACUUCAGCUUUGGAAUAUUUAGGCCUUGUUUGCCAAGAACUGGGAUAUAAACACUUAACCCUGCAAUGGAUCAGUGCCUUUCCAAAGGCAAGAGGGACGCAUGGGUGACUUGUCCACAGUCUUCAUUUAGUAAACUUUCAUGUACAUUUCAGGUAGGAAUGACAGAGGUGUGCUUUUAGAGACUUGAAAAAGACUGUUUUCUCUCUUAGGAUUUUCCCACUGAAGUGUUGUGGAAGAUGCUAUGGUUUGUGACUCUUACUAGCUGCAGAAGCCAAGGAUUUGGGGCACAGUUGGGCAAGAGUGCCCUCCAGCCUGUUCCUGUACUGCAGUUACACCCAAAAUCCCAUUCAGCGUUACUUGUGAUUCUUGCAGUACAUGGUGAUGACAUGAGUUGGAAAUUAUUAUUUUCUGGUGACCUACAUAGAAUUGAAACCCCCAAAUGUCAAAAUUAUUGUAAGUGUUUGACAUGCAGUAACGGUCAGCCCAUCACCCCAAAGAUACCUUUGGCUGCUUCAGCUAGCAGCCCUUGUGGCUGUGAUUUGGUAUAGCUUCUAUCUCAUUUUGUGUUGGAGAGAAUGUUCUGGGUGAGUUGUGCAUGUGGUGGGUUGGAGUGGGUCGGGUCUGGAUUCUCCACCCUGCCUGGGCUGUCGCUGGGCUGGCUGCAGGGACCCGCUCUGCAGGCCGCAGUGCGCCUCUUGGGGGGGCGGGCCAUGGGCAGCGGCCACCUCCGCGAGCUCUCGCCGCACCAUGUGCCAUAGGUCGGAGCUAGGAGGAGCUAUAUUUGCAAAACCUAGACAUUUUAGAUUGCUUUUCUUUUUUUAACCUCAUUUAAAAAAACAUGUCUGUAACAUCAGGAAGCACAGAAAAGUCUGAUGUGGACUUGACAGCUUCACCACUGAAUUUUGGCAGGAAAUAAGCCUACUUACAGUUGCUUAGCUGGAAGCUAAGCUGGCUUUGAAAUGCGUGAUUUGCUUUGAGCAUUUGGGUUUUGUUGUCUUUUUCUUAAUUGAGAACAGAAAAAAAACCUCAAAGGCUGUGGAGUCAUUCAGGUUCUGGAUGUCCCUGCUGUGAGGCCAGUUGGGUUUCAUCUCCCCACAUGGUAGGGUCUGUUUUCAUGCAGCACAUUUGGACACUUUAAAGUGGGUUUGUAUGUGUGUGUGUGCAUGUGUGUAAGGUUUUGUGUUACUGUUAUUUAUUUACAGAUUUCAGAUAAGUUUUUAUGUAUUUUUCUUUCUUCCGGAGCUUCCUAAAAAGUUGAUUAGCAUCUGCACUGAAAUACAAUUUAACAGCAAAGGCAAAAAAGAAUUGGGAGUUGUAAAUUCCUGAAAAUCACUACAGCAACGAUUAUCCUAGAAAUCGUUGGCUUAUGUAGCCGAGACCAAAUAAAUAUAUUUCAGACACAACUUUUAGCUCAGUGGAUUUUGGACAGCUGCUUUUUAUCCAGAGAGGGCUCAGGUGGCCCCGGCGCAGGCCUUCUCACAUGUGGGUGGGAAGGUGCUGCCCCUCCACCGGGUCCGGGGAUGGACAGGCAAUGGAUUUAUUUGAUUUCGUAGUUAAGCAGCUGAAGCUCAGAGGCUUUCAGCAACAGAGUGGAAGUGUGGUUUUUAGUUUUGUGAAUUAAUGAUCACAAAGAAAAGCAUUAAAAAAAAAAAAAAACAGUUGGCAAAACGCUGAAACGCACUGUGGUAUGAAGCGCGUUGCACAGCCAUAGCACUGAAGUAUCAGUUUUCCAUUCCUGGGCUGAGAUAUUUUUUCCCGGUGGUUGUAUUGUUCUGAUUUCACGUACACCAGAGUAACUGAUUUUUUGUUUUCUUGUGGAGUUAACACCAAAUAAAAAUUUUUGAAAAGUC
Choloepus didactylus (southern two-toed sloth) is the source of this 6843-nucleotide messenger RNA. Its product is annotated as KIAA0232 ortholog. The record is from RefSeq and is a predicted model, not a curated record. NCBI's taxonomy places the organism in Eukaryota, Metazoa, Chordata, Mammalia, Pilosa, Megalonychidae.